Drosophila suzukii is the source of this 1006-nucleotide messenger RNA. NCBI's taxonomy places the organism in Eukaryota, Metazoa, Arthropoda, Insecta, Diptera, Drosophilidae. The record is from RefSeq and is a predicted model, not a curated record.
UGCACUAUGGGGAAAAUUACCACUUUAUCUGGCAUUUGCAUGUUUUUUAAAAGUUUUCUAAUUACGACAAUUUUACUGUUAACGCAUUAAGAAAACAUCAGACUGUUAUGCCCCAAACUCAAAAUGUUAAAUUUAACAGUCCCCUGUUAGAAAAACGGCUGUUAAGUCAGCUGUUGCAAUCGAAAGCACGUGCGGCUAAGUUGUGUGAAUUUGUACGCUGAGUUUGGAUUUUAAUAUUUAAUGAUGGAACAACAACUAGAGGAAAACCAAAACAUGAAUGCUGAUCUCGCAGGUAACCUCACUUUUUCCAACGUCGACUUGUUUGCAGUGUGGAAUAGCGAGAGGGGCCGGCACGAGCGAGAGAAGGCCGUUCAAAGAUAUUUUGAACUGCAUGCGUGCAAUAAUGUGGAUGAUAAUAUUUUAAAACAUAAAAGUCACCAAUUUUGCAACAAUUUGUAUUACAACUGGCUUAAAUGUCAUAGCUCUUAUAAGAACUUCGAAACAAAACAUUCCACAUGGAUGAAAGGCAACACAACUUUGCCUUUAAAAAAAAGUAACAGACCAGUUGGACGACCACUACUUCCAUUUGAAUCGAAAGGCGAAAGGGCUCAAAGACUGCAAGCAGCGGAACUUUCCAAAUUCCAAGGGGACGAUGUUUUUUUGCUAGUACAUGCAGCAACCGCAGCUGCCCGGAAACAAGGACUACAUGAUCUUGCUGCAGUUCUUCAAAUACUAGGAAGUACCCCGGAAAAAGCCAAGCAAGUCAGAGAAGGAUUGACAAAGCCCGUUGAUCAGCCUAUAAGUGCGUCCAAAGACGAAGCGUUGGCAUUAAUUUUGGAUCAAGGAUUGACCAAGGAGCAGUACUGUUCUAUCCGAGAUGACAUUCAACAAGAUGAGCUUGAAGACAACAGUCUAUUUUUUCUUGAAAACUUCGAGCUGGAAAAUGAAGAAAAUGAUGAAAAUAAAGAAAAUUAAUUAAAAACUGGGUUUUCACAAUUUUUAGGGC